Molecule: messenger RNA, 2076 nt
Organism: Colletotrichum gloeosporioides
Lineage: Eukaryota; Fungi; Ascomycota; Sordariomycetes; Glomerellales; Glomerellaceae
Product: Vegetative incompatibility protein HET-E-1
Exons: 1
Coding region: 1-2076 (691 amino acids)
Source: RefSeq, a predicted model, not a curated record
AUGUGGCUAAUCAACACCACAACGCUCAAGCUCGCCGAGUUCCAGGGCGGGCCCCCCUUGCUGCCGUACGCCAUCCUCUCCCACACCUGGUCCGACGGCGAGGUCUCGUUCCACGACAUGGCCGACUUCGUCCACGCGUCAAAGAAGCCCGGCUUCACCAAGAUAUGGAAGACCUGCGAGAUCGCCCGCGCCGCCGGCAUCGAGUGGGCCUGGGUCGACACCUGCUGCAUCGACAAGAGCAGCAGCGCCGAGCUGACCGAGUCCAUCAACUCCAUGUUCCGCUGGUACAACGACGCGCACAUCUGCUACGCGUACCUCUCUGACUACCCCCCAUCAACCUCGCAGCCUCGCAGCAACCUCUUCCGGCCCGCGGAGCAACUGUCGGCCGCGGAGCUCGGGCAGUGCCGCUGGUUCUCGCGCGGCUGGACGCUCCAGGAGCUCGUCGCGUCACGGGACAUCACCUUCUUCGACAAGAACUGGAACGACAUCGGCUCCAAGGCGCACCUGCAAUCCCUCCUCGCGAGCAUCACCGGCAUCGACCAGGAAGUCCUCGAGGACCCGGCCGCGGUGUACGAAGUCCCCGUCGCGCGGCGCAUGUCCUGGGCCGCGCGCCGCCGGACGAAGCGCGAGGAAGACAGGGCGUACAGCCUCUUCGGCAUCUUCGACGUCAACCUGCCGCUGAUCUACAGCGAGGGCCGCAAAGCGUUUCUGCGCCUGCAAGAAGCCAUCCUCCAGAACAGCACCGACCUCUCCCUCUUCGCCUGGGACUCGUCCGACGACGACACCCAGGCCUUCCGCGGCCUACUCGCCCAGUCCCCCGACGAGUUUGCAGACGGCUCAUGUCUUGUCCCGAUCCAGGACGCAGCCAUCCAGCAAACAGAGAUCCGCAUCACCAACAAGGGCAUCCACUUCAAGCCGGACGUGAUGCUCAUCUCUCGUCAACACCUCGAGCGCCUCGCCCCUGACGACAGCACGCCUUCAGAAUCAGGCGACUCAGACGCAACAAUGGGCCGCAGCACAUCCAGCCUCCCCUCCCUUGUUCCAGAGGCCCUCCUCCCCCAAGAACGCCGCGCCUUCGUCAUGAAGCUGAACCACUACUACCUCGCCCCCUCCCACCCCCCGCCGGACAUCAACCACCACCUCUACGUCUGCAUCGAGCUCUUCCGCACGCCCGACGCCUUCGUCCGCCGCCGCCGCUGGAUCCUCGAGUGGUCGCGCGGCACGAACCCCAAGAUCGCAGACAAGCGCGAGGUCCACAUCCCGCGGCACCUCUCCCCGCCGCAGUCGCGGUCCGUCAUCCGCGAGGCCGACCACACCUUCUCCAUCUCCUGCAAAUCCCCCACGGGCUACCGCGUCAGCGUGACCACGGGAUUCCCAGCGCACCUCUGGUUCGCCGAGACAUCCACCUUCUGCACAAAAGCCCAGCCGGGUUUCGUGGGCAUGGUCAGCAUCAAGCAGAAAGCCGACGGCGACUGGGUCACCUUCACCCGCAAGAACGGCGGCGAGAUCCACUCCCGGAAAUGGCACUACCCCGACUUCCGCGUCUUCUUCGGCCUCGGCCGCCCCGGCUCCACCCCGGAAACAUCCUUCUCCUCCUCAACACUCUCGCUGCCUCCCCAGCCAGAAGCCUGGGUCUAUGUCCCCACGCGCGCUGACCUCCUCCUCGGCCGGUCAACGCUCUGGGGCGGCUACAGCCAGAGCGAGCUCGACAACCCCGAAGGCCUGCGGCACCUGAUCCGGCGGUCCUGGGACCCGAGCAGCUACGCGUACCCGCCGUACACGCUCGGCGGGACGCGGCAGGCGCCCGUGAUCUCGGACUGCAAGGACGCGUCGGGCUGGUUCGUGCUGCGCGCGGAGUACGAGGAGGCGGCGGGCAUUGUCACGCGGGAGGACGCGGAGGUGCUGGCGGCCAAGUCGUUGGAGGUGCAGGCUGCGGUGACGUCGCACCGGUUCCCGAGCGGGAUGACGGAGCACCGGCUGGAGAUACAGGCGCGGCCGGUGAGGGAUCGGUUUGAUGAGGUGUCGAUGUUUUCGGGGCCGCAAGAUAUGUGUGCGGAGUAUCUUUGUUUGAUAUGA